UUUAUUUUGCAUCGAAACACACGCAUGACUACAGGGAAAGAACUCUACCCGUUGGUCCCAUUCUAAUCGAAUUCUGCGUCGGCAUCUUCAUCAUCGAAAACGGUCCUCAAGAUUAGAUUAGAUUUAUUCCAACGGUCACCGAGCAGGCAACAUCAAAGAUGUACCGCAUUUCGUGCUUUUUGGAAUUCAAUCUCAAUUCCUUGCAUUAUUGAAGUCGGGUAUACAUUUUAAAUGGCUGUUCAACCCGUUUACCGGUACGAUUUGACUUCUUUCCUGAAUGCUCCAGACAAGCUCACACACGCGUUGCUAUGGAGAUUUGUCUAUGGACGGAAACUCACACAUCGCAUCCCAGUCGCCUUAGUAAUCGCCCCAUCCCUGCAGAUGUCGUGCAUUCUUUCGUGCUGCUUGAGUCAUCUGAAAGAUUUAGUUUUGUGUUUCGAACGUUUUCAAAAUUUCAAACCUGAUACCACCCCAGCAAUGGCAUCCAGGCAAGAUAAAACGAAUCGGGAAACGAACGCAUCACCACCGGAUUCGUCAACGGCACGCAGCAGCAGUGGUGCUGGAGUUUGCAAACCGGGAAAACAAACCCGCAACCCGUACCUGAACUUUCUGCGCGACUUUCGGCGCAAAAAUUGUCACCUCCCGGUGGUGGAGGUAGUGCGCCAGGGUGCCGCCCAGUGGCGCCACAUGACGGACGAGCAGAAGCUACCGUACGUGAAGAUUGCGUUCUACACGCCGCUGAAACGUCGCCGCUGUCCCGUGUGCCCCACGAUGCCUGGCAGGAGGAUGGGACAGGUGGCUAUGAAGCAGCGGCGACGACGACGACGACGGUCAAACGCACACAGGAUGCCCAAGAGUGGCAGAAAUCAAGUUAAGCAGGAAAAGCCCAGCAGUGGUUGAAAAUAGAGUUGGAAAUGUGGAAACCCCAAAUAUCUCGUGAUCCGCAACAGCAACAAUUUAACUCGUAUAUUUUCUACCCGUGCAAACCCAUCUUCCUCUACAUCAGACCCUUUUUCCACGGGGCCUAUCAACAUGGAAGUCACGCGUCUCCGAAGGGGUGCACAGUUACAGUAAACGUUGAAGUCGUCACACUGGAUGUAUAAAAAUAAACUUCCGAAUGGUCGCAAUCGCACAA
This is a messenger RNA of Anopheles coluzzii, 1135 nucleotides long. RefSeq lists its product as uncharacterized. The transcript has a single exon. NCBI's taxonomy places the organism in Eukaryota, Metazoa, Arthropoda, Insecta, Diptera, Culicidae. The record is from RefSeq and is a predicted model, not a curated record. The coding region runs from base 232 to 900 and encodes 222 amino acids. Gene Ontology annotation, biological process: spermatogenesis; sperm DNA condensation.